CAAUGGCAGAGUCGGAGCACCCUCGUCUCAUCCUCCACAAAUUUCUCUCCCCUGAUCUCUGUAAGGAGCUUGAAUUCAUACACAAGAGCUGCAGCACUAUCGGAUACAGAAAAAAUGUGUUCUCCACUACGCUUUCUCAUCUCAUUGCCACUAACUCUCCUCAUUUGAUUCUUCCUUUUAUUCCUAUACGUGAGAAGCUCAAAGAGAAAGUGGAAGAAUUUUUUGGCUGUGAAUAUGAGCUCUUUAUCGAAUUCACUGGUUUGAUCAGCUGGAGCAAAGGUGCAAGCAUCAGCUGGCAUAGUGACGAUAACAGGCCAUAUCUCAAGCAACGUGACUAUGCGGCAGUAUGUUAUUUGAAUAGUUAUGGUGUGGAUUUUGGUGGUGGUCUCUUUCACUUCCAGGAUGGCGAACCUACAACUUUCAUUCCCAUGGCUGGUGAUGUUCUGAUUUACACUGCCGACAGCCGGAAUGUUCAUUCUGUUGAAGAGAUUACCAAGGGAGAAAGACUCACUCUUACAUUGUGGUUUACCCGGGAUAAAUCUCAUGAUGAAGAUGUAAAGCUCAUCUCAUUCCUAACCAAAUGUCCAUUUAAUUGCUCCGACCCCAGUCCGAGUGACUACUUACCAUUGCCAGCCUCACAGAACAUGUAUUGGUUUCCGCCUGAACAAUCUUCAACUUACCAGUCAGGAUUUGACAUACGAUUUGCAAGACUACAUGUUCUAGGAUACAAACCUUAUUCCUCAGAUGCAAGUUCCCUCACCAAAAAACAUUCAUCCUCAGAUUUCUCCGACAUACUGCUUGAACCAUUAAGUGUGGUACGAGGAAAUGAGUUAUUUGACAAGGAAUUCGCCAACUUAUCACAUCUACUUCAGAUGGUUCAGUUUUACCAUUGGAAGGCUCCCCAGUUGCAGAGAUCAUCAGAAUUCAAAAUGGAACCCAUCAAAGUGGUGCCAAUUUCUACAUCACACCGGGAGAACAUUUGUCGUUUGACGGUUGAAUUUUUAAAGGAUGAACAUCUAGCAGAGACAAUAUUCCAUUGCAUGAGUUGUGGUGAGAAUGAUUGGGUGAAUUUUUGUGGCACGGUUGAUCUAUGGGAAGCAUAUACAAGUAAGCUAUGGCAUAAGAUGGUUGUGAUCCUACCGAAGUGGGUAGCAAACCAAUCUAUUUUCUAUGAACCCAAUGGUUGGGUUUGAAGGUUAGAAAAUGGGUUAAGUAAGAUAUAAUUGGAAGUAGAAUGUGGUGAAACAGAACAAUUUUGAUGGAGUUGCAUUGUUUGUAGACUUGGGAUUAUGUGAGACGAUAUAAAUAACACUAAACCUUAACAGUGAAACAUUGUGAAGGUGAACCU
Molecule: messenger RNA, 1348 nt
Organism: Cynara cardunculus var. scolymus (artichoke)
Lineage: Eukaryota; Viridiplantae; Streptophyta; Magnoliopsida; Asterales; Asteraceae
Product: prolyl 3-hydroxylase 1
Exons: 8
Coding region: 3-1193 (396 amino acids)
Biological process (GO): collagen metabolic process
Molecular function (GO): iron ion binding; L-ascorbic acid binding; oxidoreductase activity, acting on paired donors, with incorporation or reduction of molecular oxygen
Source: RefSeq, a predicted model, not a curated record